This is a messenger RNA of Salvia splendens (bonfire salvia), 1575 nucleotides long. RefSeq names its product probable beta-1,3-galactosyltransferase 8. NCBI's taxonomy places the organism in Eukaryota, Viridiplantae, Streptophyta, Magnoliopsida, Lamiales, Lamiaceae. Gene Ontology annotation, cellular component: Golgi membrane. The record is from RefSeq and is a predicted model, not a curated record. The transcript has 6 exons. Bases 197 to 1306 code for a protein of 369 amino acids. Gene Ontology annotation, molecular function: galactosyltransferase activity.
UUUUAAAUUUUUCCACCUAGCUACUUUUUUUGUAAUCUAGCUACACUUACAUUGCAUAAGGAAACUUAAAUUUUGAUAGCAAAUUAGCACACUUUUUUUCUUUUGUAGUGAUUCCAACUGCAACAUGCUUCCCUCCUUAUGGAAAUUGUGAUUGCAUGAUCUUAUGUAGCCAACAUCACACAUCCUCAAACAUGACAUGCUUUCAUAUUCAUUAAUGGAAAUCAGAAUCCAGCAAAAAAGGGGUGAGGCUGGGAAGAAUAAGGUGGCUUCAAUCAGCAAGAAGAUGAGAGGAAAAUCAGUUCCAUUGAAGGUUAUCAUUGGCCUUUGCAUAGCAUGCUUUCUUGCAGGCUCCCUUUUCACUACAAGAACACAAUCUUCCGACGACGGCCCCCAACAUCUAGUAGACGUCGACGAAUGUGAUCAUAACACGCAACGGAAACUAGGGGAGAAAAGCAUGACUGGGGAAGUGGCUGCGAACGGGAGCAGAGCAUUCGUGGUGAUAGGGAUAAACACGGCUUUCAGCAGCAAGCGGAGGAGGGAGUCGGUGAGAGAGACGUGGAUGCUGAAAGGGGAGCAGCUGAGGAAGGCGGAGAGGGAGAAGGGAGUGGUGAUAAGGUUCGUGAUAGGCCACAGCGUGACGCGGGGAGGGAUCCUGGACCGGGGUAUUGAUGCAGAGGAAGCCGAGUACGGAGACUUCCUGCGCCUCAAUCAUGUGGAGGGCUACCACCAGCUGUCUACCAAGACGCGCUUGUUUUUCUCCACGGCUGUUGCCAAGUGGGACGCUGAGUUCUACGUCAAGGUUGACGACGACGUGCACCUCAACCUUGGGAUGCUCGUCACCACUCUGGCUAACCAUAGGUCGAAGCCCCGGACCUACAUUGGAUGCAUGAAGUCCGGCCCGGUCCUUUCUCAGAAAGGAGUGAAAUAUCACGAGCCGGAGUACUGGAAAUUCGGGGAAGAAGGGAACAAGUAUUUCCGGCAUGCUACCGGACAAAUCUACGCGAUCUCUAAGGACCUUGCCCAUUAUAUUUCGAUCAAUUCAGGGAUAUUGCAUCGGUUCGCGAACGAGGAUGUAUCGCUCGGAGCGUGGCUGAUCGGAUUGGAAGUGCAACAUGUGGACGAUCACUCUAUGUGCUGCGGAACCCCUCCAGAUUGCGAGUUCAAAACUCACGCGGGGAGCGUGUGCGUGGCGUCAUUUGAUUGGCAAUGCAGUGGGAUAUGCAAAUCAGUAGAGAGAAUGAAGAAGGUGCAUAGUGCGUGUGGAGAAGGUGAUGCCGCUAUUUGGAGCCUUCAUCUCUCCAAUUAACCACACCAUUAUUUUACCAUUUUCCAUUUCAUUAUUCAUCAAUAAAUUAGUUAAAUCUCUCUACCUUUCUCCCACUUUCUUUAUUUCUCAUUUCUAUUUUUGUUCUACAAAUUAAUUACAACUGUUAUUCACUGUUUUCUUUGAUAGCCAUAAAUUUGUUUGUUAUUCCUUUUUUUCGCAUUUAAAGUGCCUAAAAUGUCGAGUGAUGCUUUUAAGCCACGAUGUGAUUUGUUAUAAUUUUGAUUCAAAUAAAAUUGGUUUAUUUGCAA